UCCACACGCACUCCGUUAUUUCGAAGGGAAGCACACGGACUCAAGUGUUUCGAAAGGUUCGUGAAAUUUGCAGUCGAUGCAAGUUAAACAUCCUGCACUGAAGCAGGAAAUUAAUUACUUAGUGUGUCGACGACAUCAAUCGAGAUCUACUUACGAUCAUUCCAACAAGCAGUGAAGAUUCUGGGAGAUGACAUCUGCGAGAUUUCGCCUUCCGCGGCCAUGAAAACAGGACAUGCGUAAAAUUGUCGUUAUGAAGUUAACCUUCCUUUCCAUCUUGAACAUCAUAGCUGUGUUGAAAACAGGGCAUGGAAUCCCAAUAUCGUCAUUUACAAACGAUGCAGACAACAGCAUUCGACUUCCAGGGAUCAAAAACUUAUCAGAGUCAUCAAACCAAAAUCACUCAAGACUAAACAACAUUACAAGCAAUGAACUAAAGACAGAUCCAAUCAUUACAACAACAAACACUAUCAAGCAUGAGUCACCACCCCUGACUUUUCCAACGGCCCACACAGAUAGGAAUUUGUGGAGUGCAGGAUUUCAAGACAGCAAAACAAAUGUCUUCAGCAAGAACAGUACUACAACUGUUAGGACUCCACUGACUUCUAAAAAUCCAACAAACCUUAGAACUCCAACAGAACAUCACACACUACCAACUGUUUUGCCAACUACACCUAGCUCAAAGAAGCAUCGAUUUAUUUGGAAAAUACUUGCUUACACUCUCAUACCUGUGGGUUGUUUGUUGACAAUCCUGAUCACAUACUGUUUGGUUCGUCAUGUGCAGAAAGUACGGAGGAAAAGAAGACUUGAGCGGGAGCUUGUACAUCAAUAUUCUUAUCCAAACAGUGAAGCUGAUGACUCAGAAGAACAGAAUAUUGGAGACUUUGAAAGUGUCAUUAACACUCACUUUGUUGCCUUCAAUGAUCGCACAGACAAAAAUCUUUAUGAGGAUCCUCAGACAGAGGUGAACCUAGCCUUUGAAGAAAGUUCCAAACUGGUGGUACAAGAGUCUGCUUCUUCUAUUCCAGAAGAACUUGAAGUUUCGACAAGUUUUACCAGUUGAUGUAGAGAAUUGAUGUGGACUUGCAAGCACUAAACCUGUUUUAUGGCAAAAGAAUAAAGGGGUAAGUUUCUAAAGAAACUGUGGUGCUGCGUCGGUGGGAGAGUGUAGCAGGUAAUUUAGUGUUAACAACUGGGUUGAAAAUAUAAAUUAGCCACCGUAAUAAUUUAAUGGCUAAUUUACGUUUUCAACCCAGUUGUUAACACUAAAUUACCUGUUUUAUGGCAAUAGGGUUGCAAAAUGAACCCUUUCACUCCCAUGAUCCAAUUAGUAAUUCUCCCAACUGACUACCAUACAUUUCCUUGUAAAUGGCACAGGAGAGGUAGGUGUUACAUUAAGACUACACCCUUUGGCUGAUAAGCUCGUCUUUUCUCAUUGCCUAUUUGCAAGGUAACAUAUUUGAAUUGUACUGAGAAGUUACUUGUUAAUCACUUCUGGGAAUUAAAGGGUUUAGUAAAUGAACCUCCCAAUUUUCCAGUAACAGUGUUACUGAGAAAGAGGAAAUCGUCAACAGUAAUUCAAGUUUGCUGAGUCCUGUACAGGGAUUAAGGUGACCUAUUACUAAACAGAUCCACAGCAGCAAGGUAAAUCUAUUUGUUUCACAUGAUUAUGACGAUGACCUAGUGUAGAAAACCUUUGAUUUUUACUCUUUAAAUACCUAAUUUCCUUGUAAAUAGCUCGUUUUAAACCUAAGGGAACUUUCUGGACAAAAGAGAAAAUGUUGUUAAUGGUGACAUUAUGUAUGCAACUAAUAGAUCAUUAGUAAGAACCAAUAAAAAUGCAUGAGGACUGUGCAUAAUUCAGUGGAUCAUAACUUCAUUAACUGUGUACAGGAACAACUCUACAAUAUUUACAUAAAAAAAAAAAAGAAAACUGGUCUGUAAUCAGUAUCACUAUGAUCAAAGGUCUUUAUCAUUUCGCAAAAUCGUUCGGAAAGAGAAAAAUUAUAUUUAAACAUAAUUCUUAAUCAUUAUUCAACCAUAUUACGGUGAUGUAAAGCAACUCAAAAUUUGUUUAUUUAGUACAAAGAACCUAAAUAUGUAAAAAUGUAAAGAUUGUUAUUAUAUUAUUGUAUAAUUGCAAGGUAAAAAUAUUUAAGAGUUGUGAUGCAAAAUACGUAAGACCAAAUAUCUUUUAAGAAUUGCUGUUCAAUUUAGAUACCUGACAUGUUAGUAAAUGCAAAGAUUUUA
Messenger RNA from Pocillopora verrucosa, 2247 nucleotides. RefSeq lists its product as uncharacterized. The record is from RefSeq and is a predicted model, not a curated record. Lineage: Eukaryota; Metazoa; Cnidaria; Anthozoa; Scleractinia; Pocilloporidae.